AUGCCGUCGCCAGAAGCACUGUCAUACACAACCUGUCAACUCCUGGGUCUCAAUCGGCCAUCCAAAUAUAUCUCCAACCAGGAAAGAAUCAGAAAAUCAGAAUUGCUUCGCAGAUGCUUCUGGGCCUGCUGGAUCACGCAAUGCAUUCGGGAUCUGCCACUUCACCCGCGCGACAAUAUUCGUUCGAUCCGUGAUCUUUGCCUCCCUAUGAAUGAUCAGGAUCUGGGAGCGGCUGCGACAGAAGGUCAUCUUAUCCCUGGAAACUUGGCUACUGAGCGGCUGUCAGAUUCUUUGCCCGAAGAGUGCUGUCGGAGCAAUAAGACAUCGUUAGUGAUCCGCGCCCUUACGCUAUGGUCUGAGAUCAAAGAAAUGAUCAAGGACCAACCAAAAGCAGAUUCUCCAGUCUAUCUGUGCAGCAUGUUGGUAGCGGACGGUAAGAUUCGCCAAUUACAAGAGCGCAUAACAACAUAUAUCAACACCGUCGUCGAUGAGACAGACUCUUCUCCCGACGAACGCGAUCUUUCAUACAGCUUUUUCUAUCUGCAGGCUGUAUAUUAUCAGUGCCUCAUAUUCCUCUACGCAUCUCUGAUUCCGAUCUUCUCAUGUCAACAGCAAGGAGAGAAGAAUGACGAUGCAGUCCCCCUAUCUAUGCUCGAAACGUCCAUACGAACCGUUCUCACGGCCGCGACCCAGUUCACAUUCAUGUUGCUGGACUUUCUCGCCACCAAACCGGAUGUAACAAGGAUACCACCCUUCAUUGGCUACUGUACCUUUGCCGUGGGCUUGGUCCAUUCUACUCUCAAUUCCCUGUCUCCGAGUCUGCCAGUCGCCGACGCACAUUGCCAGCAUAUGCAGGUAGCACUGUUGCUCCUGGACGAGCUCAUAAUCUACUGGCCUAUACUGACACCUUUGCGUGAACGCAUAGUAAGAGGUUCGAACUCCACAACCGAAUCCUCACCGUCGCUGCAGAGCCUCAUCGGUCGACUGCCAGCAGAGCUACCAGAUCGGACCUCCAGCAUCGAACGUAUAUGCAAAACCGGCUUGCUGACGCUCAUGAAUGGGUCCUAUCGUCACACCAUUCGGCAGCAUCCCAGGUCGAGGACAACCGAAAGCGUUCCGAGCGCUCCUCCUGCAGAACAAGGCCUCCCAAGACUACUCGGCAUUCCCUUCAUUCCCUUUCCUACCACUCCAGUCGAGGGUGAAGAAGAGUGUCCGCGCUCUCCUUCACCUUUGGGCUUUGACAGAAAGAAGAAAGACAAGCUGGGCGUCAGUACUCAUCACAACUUCAUUACAAAAAACCUGCAGCUGCACCGGGCAUCGUUUCAUCAGGAGAGAAACUCAAGCUUAGACGCCGGUGAUGAUUUUAAUCACCUCUCCUGCUCCAGUAUCAGUGACGAUGCUGCAUCAUCUGCCGAGCGCCACGACAGAAAUUUCAGCCUUCCCAGUUCUGUUUCCACGAGCCUGCCCGGUCUUCCUGGCGCCGGUACGAACAUUGACCUUUCGAUAACUGCCCACUUACAACCCGGACUGGAACCAGUGCUUCAUCCGUCCGAUCAAUCCUAUGAUAUCGAGUCCGAACAGUCUCACAUGAAUUGGUUUGGCGUGCCGGGAGCUGAGCUUCUCUCUAUGCCAGAGCUCAACGAGUCCUACAGAGGGAUGGCUGGAGGGCGUGGAUUCGGCGACUUGUGGCAGUAG
Messenger RNA from Fonsecaea multimorphosa CBS 102226, 1695 nucleotides. RefSeq lists its product as uncharacterized. The record is from RefSeq and is a predicted model, not a curated record. Gene Ontology annotation, cellular component: nucleus. Bases 1 to 1695 code for a protein of 564 amino acids. NCBI's taxonomy places the organism in Eukaryota, Fungi, Ascomycota, Eurotiomycetes, Chaetothyriales, Herpotrichiellaceae. The transcript has 4 exons.